AGUGAGCUGUGUACAUUGGGAUUGGUAAAUUGGUGGUGAGAGCGUGGUUCUACUUUAGCUUGGGGAAGAGACAAUGAGAACAGAUUGAACGUCACGUAUUGUGAAAUAGGUGAGUGUCCUGUAGCAAGAGUGAAAAAAGCAGAACUUCCAUUAUCUAGCAAGAGGGCAAUGUUCUCCUUUCCCCCAGAACUCUCAGGCCUUUUGUCAAUAUGUGAGGGUGAUUCAGUGCACGGUAAUUGCCCAACCGCUUUCUGGCUCUUCCUUAUUGCAGGCCCGUGGAGGUUGCUCCACCUAGCCUCCAGAGCGCUACAGAAGAGGGUUAUAGGCAGAGGAGCAGAGCAGAUCAAAGAAGACCAACUUGCAACCAGGAGAAGCUGAGCAGGGAAUAACAGGAAGAAGGCAAGGGGUAGUGGAGAACUGUAUUGAAGUCACAACUCCAACAGAGAAAGGACAGGGAGAACAUUUUGAGCACAGAGAAUCCCCUUGCAAAGCUGAGAAGGAGACCUUUUCGCUAUGGACCACCCGAACUACCAAGAUGCACCUUCUGCCCUGAACCCGCCACCCUACUCUGAAAAGCAGCCCUACAGUCAGCAACCAUCACCUGCUUACGGGCUAACAAACCCCGCCAUGCCAACUCAGUACCCGCCUUAUUCCUCCCCGUGCAGUGCAAUGCCCGGCUAUCAGCCUUGUGUCCAGCCUUCACUGCACACCACCAUCAUCGUCCCUGUACAACCCACCCAUGAACCAGAUUACCUGGCGUAUUCCAUCUUCACCAUGCUCUGUUGUUGCCUGCCUCUGGGAAUUGCAGCCCUGGUUUUCUCCGUACAGACUCGGGAUGCCAACCGGAUGGGGAAUGCCGCCGAGGCUCGACGGAACUCCCAGAUGGCCCGGAACUUAGCCCACGCUGCGCUCGGCAUCGGGAUCGUGUUGCUUAUUGUGAUCAUUGUUUUGAACGUGGUGGUCGCUGCGUCUUAGUAUCUCUGAGGACACACGCAAAAUCUUUGUCUACUGAAUUCCCUGCCUCUUUGCCUUUUAUUCAAAGUUUGUUUUUAAAAAAAAAAAUUGUGAACAUUUUUAAAGAAGUCUUACUCCCGCUCUGAGCCUACACUGACGCUAAAUGAAGAGAUGGUGGGCAGUUAAAGAGGUUUCAGGAAUGAAUCGUCAAUAUACAAUGUAUUCGUCACGUAAAAUGUUAGGUUCUUAUGAGCUCAGGCUAGCCCAGUCUUCUUAGAUCUCAGCUGCUAAGCAGGGUCAGCCUUGGUCAGUAGUUGGAUGGAAGACCAGCUAGGGUUGCCAACCUCCAGGUGGGACCUGGGGAUCUCCUGCUAUUACAGUGGAUCUCCAGAUGACAGAAUUCAGUCCCCCUGGAGAAAAUGGCUGCUUUGGAGGAUGGAGUCUAUGACAUGAUACCCCACUGAGAUCCCUCCUCUCCCCAAACUCCAGGCUGCGCCCCACCCCAAAUCUAUAGGUAUUUCCCUGCUCUGAGCUGGUAACCCUAGCAAGGAAGACGAGGGCUGCUACACAAGGUCAGCCAAUAACAAACCCCAUCUGUUCACCUCUUAACUUGAAACCCCCAUGAAGGGUUACCGGACUUGACGACACUUUUCACCACAAAAAAAAUAAAUACAUCUUAGAUUUUUACCGCAAUGUCUUGUGGCCUCGUGAUAUACAAUUUGAGCAUCGCAAUGUAGUUUAUGACCUUGUGACUGCUGGUUGUUAUGAAAGAAGAAAAACAUUUUCUUGGCAAAAAGCUUUUAAUUUGAAAUGUAAACGGAACAAAAAGAUAUUAAUAUCAUCAGAGAAUGACCUCUUGAGCUCCUGCUUGAAAAGAAGGUCCCCUUGUACACUUUAUUGCCUUUUGUACUUUGAAUUAAUAGUAUCAAUAAACUCAUGAAGGCUA
Messenger RNA from Heteronotia binoei (common prickly gecko), 1900 nucleotides. Its product is annotated as proline rich transmembrane protein 1B-like. Gene Ontology annotation, cellular component: membrane. The coding region runs from base 514 to 975 and encodes 153 amino acids. The transcript has 2 exons. NCBI's taxonomy places the organism in Eukaryota, Metazoa, Chordata, Lepidosauria, Squamata, Gekkonidae. The record is from RefSeq and is a predicted model, not a curated record.